Messenger RNA from Micropterus salmoides (largemouth bass), 1132 nucleotides. RefSeq names its product teneurin-2. The record is from RefSeq and is a predicted model, not a curated record. The coding region runs from base 551 to 1132 and encodes 193 amino acids. Gene Ontology annotation, cellular component: membrane. The transcript is spliced from 4 exons. Gene Ontology annotation, biological process: signal transduction. Lineage: Eukaryota; Metazoa; Chordata; Actinopteri; Centrarchiformes; Centrarchidae.
GCUCCCUUGGUGCUGCCGCGCGCAGCUUUAACCGAUCGGCCGUCGCUCACGUUCAGAGCAUGCCCGCUGCUCCUGAGGUCUGAAGAGAAUCCACAGAAGACGCGCCGUUUGCGCACAGCUGCGUUCGUCCGGUUUCGGUCCAUCUUCUCCAGUCAGCACUGUUCCCCAUAACGACCAUCACCGCGGAAUGGAUUGCUCCGUUUGAUUCCCUGAUUUGGGCAUAUAGCCUGUCCUCUACAUUAGCCCACCCGACCUCAGUGCUCUCAUCUCACGCUGUAUGUUGCCGCUUGUCGGGAUAGACGGGGCAAAGAAAAGUAUGCAAUAAACAAGUGUCAAGUAGCUUCGGGCUGUUCGAUUGGAGGGAAGGAAAAGUUCAAGUUGAAGGAGGAGGAUUAUGCAGUGAGUGCCGCGCAUAGCAGGAAACAGGUGACUGAAGUGGAGAUUGACAUAAGGAGGCCCGCUAGGAGGCCCCUCCAUCGCCCCUCAUCCCCAUCUCCUUCUCCUCUACUUCCAUCUCUUCCCCUGCAUCCCUCCCCCACCCAACCUCAGCAUGGAUCUGAAGGAUCGUAGGCACCGCUCCCUGACGAGGGGUCGCUGCUCCAAAGACUCCCAGUACAACACCUCCUCCCUGGAUGCAGAUGAGUGCCGUGUACCAACUCAGAAGUCCUACAGCUCCAGUGAGACACUCAAGGCCUUCGACCAUGAGCAGAGACUGCACUAUGGUGGGUGUGUGACUGACCUGGUUCACCACGAGGCUGAUGAGUACUCCAGGCAAGGGGGUAACUUCACCCUGGCCGAGCUGGGAGUUUGUGAGCCAACUUCCCCUCCGCACCCUGCUGCCGUUCCCUACUGUCCCGACCUGGGCCUCCUCCAGAGGGGGUACUCCCUCAGCGCUGGCUCUGAUGCCGACUCAGACCCCGAGGGGCCGCUGUCUCCAGAGCGAGCCAUCCAGUUGUGGGCCGGACGAGGAAGGGUGAAGUCUCGCCGCAGCUCAGGUGUGUCCAGUCACGAGAACUCGGCCCUCACCCUCACCGACUCAGAGAAUGAGAACAAGUCUGACGACGAGUCAGAACAGUGGUUGGAACCCCCCACCCCCCAGAGAGCCAUCCUUAUUCUCAUCAAUAGCACUUAG